Molecule: messenger RNA, 693 nt
Organism: Lodderomyces orthopsilosis Co 90-125
Lineage: Eukaryota; Fungi; Ascomycota; Pichiomycetes; Serinales; Debaryomycetaceae
Exons: 1
Coding region: 1-693 (230 amino acids)
Source: RefSeq, a predicted model, not a curated record
AUGUCACCAUUAUCGAGCAAGCAGAGAAUACUAAUUAACCCACUUUUAACUAAUCCAACAAAGUGGCUCGAUAAUGUGCCAAAGAAACAUCACAACAAGUUCAUACAGGAUGGGUUUUACAAUCGCAAUGAGCUAAAUUACAAUCCCUACAUGAAGUCUUUAGUCAAGGUUGAUGCAAAUUCAAGCACCACCGUUCUACCUGUAGGAAAUGCCAUUAGAUUAACAGCUGAUGUGGCCGACGGUACUAUUUCGAAUAAGAAGUCACAAGUGACACUACAUCCCAGGUUGAAUUUCAACCGUGACAGGAGCGAGCCUAGCCGUUUGAUAAGCAACAACCGAGCAUACAUACAAUCUAUUCAAGACAACAUGAAAAUUGCACAGUCGUAUAGGCCGAUGCAAAUGGACAAACUGCAAUUACCGCUGAAGUUUAAAGUCGAUUUUGUUGAGAAUAUGAGCGAUGAGAUUGAAACUUUGUACAAGGAUAAGAUUAAGUCGUUGUUGGGCAAUGUUAGAAUAGAUGAACUGGGAGAUGGAGUACACCUCAUAGAAAUGGAGGGAGUUAGUCGAUGGGAAGAUGGUGUACUAAAAAUCAACAAGUCUCUAAUUGGACUAGAUGAUGACACAUUUGUUACAUUCAAGAACCAUCCACAGCUUUCACAACUCAUUAUCGCCUACUGCGAUUACAAAAGCUAG